This is a messenger RNA of Xylona heveae TC161, 2532 nucleotides long. RefSeq names its product TPR-like protein. The transcript has 5 exons. The coding region runs from base 1 to 2532 and encodes 843 amino acids. Gene Ontology annotation, cellular component: Prp19 complex; U2-type catalytic step 2 spliceosome; post-mRNA release spliceosomal complex. Gene Ontology annotation, biological process: mRNA splicing, via spliceosome; generation of catalytic spliceosome for first transesterification step. Gene Ontology annotation, molecular function: protein binding. NCBI's taxonomy places the organism in Eukaryota, Fungi, Ascomycota, Xylonomycetes, Xylonales, Xylonaceae. The record is from RefSeq and is a predicted model, not a curated record.
AUGGACGUCCAAGAUGGCCCAAGUCGCUCCAAGGGUGCAUCGGCUUUGCCUGACCUGUAUCUGAUUUCAACCGACGAUACGGUCUAUGAACAGGAUAUUCUCCGCGCUCCGGGGACAAUUAAACCCUGGCUUUCCUAUGUCGAGCACAAGUUACAGCACGGUAGCCUUCUCGAGCAGGCCUUCGUUUUGGAGCGCGCAUGCUCUGAGCUCCCUCGGUCAUACAAAUUAUGGAAGCUGUACCUCGAGCUGCGAGUGAAACAUCUUGCAAGGAAGAAUCCUGCCAGGCAUGCGUCUGAGUUCCUCAAGGUCAACUCUUUAUUCGAGCGAGCUCUUAUCUUGCUCAAUAAAAUGCCUAAAAUCUGGGAGAUGUAUCUGUCCUUUUUGACGAAGCAACCACUUGUCACGACAACCCGACGAACGUUUGAUCGAGCCCUUCGCGCACUUCCGAUAACCCAGCAUAAUAGAAUUUGGCUUCUAUAUAGACCAUUCGCCAACGCUGCUUCAGGAUUGACCGCGAUCAAAGUAUGGAGGAGAUAUAUGCAGAUACACCCGGAAGAUGCCGAGGAUUAUAUUGAAUUGCUCAUUGAAAUGAGACAAUAUACGGAAGCUGUCCAGAAGUAUAUCGAGAUUCUGAACAAUCUUCGCUUUAAGAGCAAGCUCGGGAAAAGCCAUUUUCAACUGUGGAGCGAGAUGGUUGAUCUUCUGGUAUCAAAGGCGAAGGAAGUUAAAACUGGAGAUGAUUUUGGUAUUGAUGUCGAGAAAAUUAUCCGGAGUGGCAUCGAGCGAUUUGCGGAUCAACGCGGAAAGCUCUGGGUUGGCCUUGCUACCUAUUAUAUCACAAAGGGACAUUUUGAACGAGCUCGUGAUAUAUUCGAAGAAGGCAUUACUACUGUCAUGACGGUCCGCGACUUUACCAUGGUCUUUGAUUCCUAUGCAGAAUUUGAGGAAUCAAUUAUUGGUUCCUUGAUGGAGACUGCAGCGCUGCGUUCAGAGAAGGGCAAGGUUGACGAAGAUGCCGACUUCGACCUCGACAUUCGAAUGAUGCGUUUCGAACAACUCAUGGAUCGACGACCUUUCCUAGUAAAUGAUGUGCUUCUGCGCCAGAACCCUAACAACAUUGUUGAGUGGGAGAAGCGCGUUGGUCUUUGGGGUGAUAAUAAGGAGGAAGUGGUCAGGACUUAUACGAACGCCAUUGCUGCGGUGCAGCCGAAGAAAGCUGUUGGAAAGUUCCACGAUCUUUGGACCAAAUAUGCCAAGUUUUAUGAGCAAGGCGGGGAUUUGCUCAAUGCUAGGGUUAUCAUGGAGAAGGCGGUCAAGGUGCCUUUCAAAUCGGUUGCCGAACUCGCAGAAAUGUGGUGCGAAUGGGCGGAGAUGGAACUUCGAAACGAAAACUUUGACAAGUCGGUCGAAAUCAUGGCCAAGGCUACCCAGGCGCCGAAGCGCUCGACUGUGGAUUACUUCGACGAGACACUGUCUCCGCAGCAACGAGUGCACAAGAGCUGGAAAUUAUGGAGUUUCUACGUCGAUUUAGUCGAAAGCGUCGGUACGUUAGAUGAGACAAGAAAGGUCUACGAGCGCAUCUUCGAACUGCGAAUCGCUACGCCACAGACUGUGGUCAACUAUGCCAACCUUCUCGAGGAAAACAAGUACUUUGAAGAGUCAUUCAAGAUCUACGAACGUGGUCUUGACCUUUUCAGCUACCCAGUAGCUUUCGAAUUAUGGAACUUGUACCUCACAAAAGCCAUGGAUCGCAAGAUUGGCAUUGAGCGACUCCGUGACUUAUUCGAGCAAGCAGUCGAAGGAUGCCCGCCCAAAUUCGCCAAGGUCCUCUACCUUAUGUAUGGUAGCCUUGAGGAAGAGCGCGGUCUCGCUCGCCACGCCAUGCGCAUCUACGAGCGUGCUACCCGUGCCGUUUCAGACGAAGAUCGUUUCGAGAUGUUCAACUUCUACAUUACCAAAUCCGCUUCAAACUUUGGCCUUACGUCUACCCGACCCAUUUACGAACGUGCCAUUGCUGCGCUCCCCGACAAAGAGGCAAGAGACAUGUGUCUCAAGUUUGCUGACAUGGAACGUCGUCUCGGCGAGAUUGACCGUGCCAGAGCCAUCUACGGACAUGCUUCGCAAUUCUGCGACCCGCGUGUCUCACCAGGAUUCUGGUCCAAAUGGGAGGCAUUCGAAGUACAGCACGGCAACGAAGAUACUUUCAAAGAAAUGCUCCGAAUCAAGAGAAGUGUCCAAGCUCAAUACAAUACCGAUGUCAACUUUAUCGCCUCUCAGGCUCUUGCCCGCAGCCAACAGCGCGCAGAAGGCGUCACUACCGCGGCAGGUACAGAUGAAAUUGACGCCACCACCGAAGACACCGAGCGUGCUGAUGCCAUGGCUGCUCUCGAACGCGUGGCUCGUGCGCCUUCCGGUUUCGUCCCCGCCAGCACGGGCCCAGAAGGCGGCAAUAGAGCUGCACCCCCUGCCCCUCCUGCCGCUGCUGUCAAUCCUGAUGCCAUUGACAUUGGGUUAGACGAUGAAGAGGAGUAA